AUCUUCCCCAACUUCGUCUCUCUCUUCGAUCUCUGUUUCUUAUUCCUAUUCAUACCGCCAUCCUGGAGGCUGCCUCAGCACGAAUGGCGGCUAGGGACCGCUUCGGGGCCUACCCUGAGCCGGGGUUUUCGCCGCUGCAGCGGGCAAUCCGAAAUGCAUGCGAUCCCCAGAACUACGAGCCCAACCUGGCCCUGAACCUCGAAGUUGCAGACCUAAUCAACUCCAAGAAAGGCAAUGCACCUCGAGAAUCGGCAUUCGACAUCGUUCAUCUUAUCAAUUCCCGAAACCAGAAUGUCGCGUUGCUAGCCUUGGCGCUACUCGACAUUUGCGUCAAGAACUGCGGAUACCCGUUCCAUCUCCAGAUCAGCACAAAGGAGUUCCUGAAUGAAUUGGUUCGCAGGUUCCCCGAGCGGCCGCCUAUGCGACCCUCCCGGGUCCAGCACCGCAUCUUGGAGUCGAUCGAGGAGUGGCGCCAGACUAUCUGCCAAACAUCGCGCUACAAGGAGGACUUGGGUUUCAUUCGGGACAUGCAUCGUCUUUUGCUGUACAAGGGCUACAUGUUCCCGGAGGUACGCCGAGAGGAUGCUGCUGUCUUGAACCCGAGUGAUAAUCUCCGCUCGGCUGAUGAGAUGGAGGAGGAAGAGAAGGAGGCGCAAUCUGCUAAGCUCCAAGAGCUGAUUCGCAGGGGCACCCCUGCCGACCUUCAGGAAGCCAACCGGCUUAUGAAGGUUAUGGCUGGUUUCGACAAUCGGCACAAGACCGAUUAUCGGGCCAAGGCGGCGGAAGAAGUGUCCAAGGUGCAGCAAAAGCUAAAAUUUUGGAGGAGAUGCUACAAAACCAACAGCCUGGGGAAGCUCUCCCUGAAGGCGACGUGUUCGAGUGCCCACCCCAAGAUCCAGAAGAUGUGCGAAGAGGAAUCGGAAGACCCCGAGGCCGUUCACAAGCUGCUGGAGAUUAACGACAGCAUACACCGCACAAUCGAGCGGUAUAAGUUGGUUAAGAAGGGUGAUUUGGAUGCCGCAGCUAGGAUUCCUAAAGGAACACUCGGUACUACGACUGGAGUUUCCACAAAUGCCAACAACGAGCUCUCUCUUAUCGACUUUGACCCAGAGCCUCAACCAAGUUCUAACGGUAACGAGGCCGGCCUAUCCCAGGGUGGUAGCUCCUUGGAGAAUGACCUUCUCGGCCUUUCACUAGGUGAACAAGCCCCCUCUCCCGGCGGUGGUAUCUCCCUCGGACCUUCCAACAAUUUCCCAUCCCUGCCAGCAGGCUCAACACCGCCUAUCACACAGCCUCAGCAGAUGCCAGCAUCGUUCAAACCUAAUUAUGAUAUCCUUGCUUCCAUGAACAGUUCGCGACCUGUUUCUCAAUCUCCAACACCCGCCAUGAGGGCAUCACCCCAAGCCCAGUCCACGGCAACCCCGCCGCCAGCCGAUCCAUUUGCAUCGCUCGUCUCUGCCAGUCCUAGGGCGGGAUCUAGUCCAUUCCAACCGCCCUCAGCGCAAAGCCAUCCAGCUCCAGCCUCCUCGUCAUUGCUUGAUCUGGUCGGAGGUCCCAGUUCGUCACCGCAGCCGGCGCGGCAGGCCGCGAAGGCCGAAGCUGAUGAUGAGUGGGAUUUCGCUUCUUCCCUGCCAGCCAGCAAUGCACUCCCCACGACAAACAAGAUCCAAGUUCUCAACUCCCAGCUUCUCGUUGACUUUGCUGCGCGCAGAGUGCCAAACCAGCCACGUCAAAUCCACGUUGUGGCCGUCUUCUCAAACCCAACCAGCCAACCCAUUGGAGAGCUCCACUUCCAGGUUGCUGUGGAGAAGUCCUACACCCUACAACUCCGCCCGCAAUCAGGCCGAGACAUUGCCCCCGGACAGCAGAACGGCGUCCAGCAAGAAAUGCUCAUGGACGGCAUCGAUGCAGGAAAGGGCAAUUCGGUGAAAAUCCGAUUCAAGGUGUCCUACAAGCUUGGUGGCGAGGCCCGCGAGGAACAGGGCAUGGUGCCACCUCUAGGCAUCUCCUAGACAAACUGCGGACCACAAAAUCAGGUCUUAAUUUUGUCUAUGCUCUAGCUCGAUCCGCCGUACGGGCCCAGAGCGGUCCGAAGUAGGCUCGGAAGAACCGAGCAGACAGCAUCCUGUUUAGAUGUUGCAUUGCUUUCGGUCCUGUCUGGUUUCAGUACUGCAACUUGCUGCUCUGCUUCCAGCCCCACGGCAACCUCCCCCUGCUCUUGAUGUGUUUUCCCCCCACUUGGCUUUCCGCCCAUUGAGAACUUAGCGUCCUUAUUCAUGCUGUUUAUAAAGAAGAUCAAGCUUUCAUUACCUGUACUACUUACUCGCUUGAGAAAGGCGGAGGAAAAUGUUUGAAAGAUUCGUUACAUUAAGUUUCGGUAGAGGUCCUACCAACAUUUGAACGCUAAUAGGAUUAGCGAGUUAGCAAGUAUCGUAGGG
Messenger RNA from Penicillium canescens, 2438 nucleotides. RefSeq names its product VHS domain protein. Gene Ontology annotation, molecular function: phosphatidylinositol binding; ubiquitin binding. Gene Ontology annotation, cellular component: trans-Golgi network. Gene Ontology annotation, biological process: protein transport to vacuole involved in ubiquitin-dependent protein catabolic process via the multivesicular body sorting pathway; Golgi to endosome transport; Golgi to vacuole transport. The record is from RefSeq and is a predicted model, not a curated record. The transcript is spliced from 8 exons. Bases 84 to 2012 code for a protein of 642 amino acids. Lineage: Eukaryota; Fungi; Ascomycota; Eurotiomycetes; Eurotiales; Aspergillaceae.